AUGAGUGGGCGGCCGGUGCUAGUCAAGGACUACUACCCUUCGCCGCCCGCGGCAGUGUUGCCGAUGUGCCCCGUGUCGCCGGGUGCAUCUUCAACGUCGCACCUCUGGAUCGGCGAAGAGACGAGGCGCUCGAUGCCACCGCAUGUGUACAAGUAUUAUUUGCAGCGGACGCGUUGCUAUAGGAGACAAAGCUUGCGGCCGCGUGCCGUACUGGCAGCUUUGCAACGUCGCAGGCGGCGGGAAGCGGCGCGCGCCGCCAUUCAACAGCCGCCGCCGCAGCAGCUGGUCCGUAAGACCGGAGGCGGCAGUAUUUCGCCGAAAACGGUGCCGCGCGGUCUCAUGACCGUCCCCGCUAGACACGUUGUUGAUACCUUACCGCCGCCCCUGCCCCCCCACCACCCGCAUUUCUUCUGCGUAGAGUGCCCCGCGUACGGGGCCCCCCCGACGCGGGCGCCGCCCUCGCGUCACGGGGGGGCCUCGGUCGGUUCCUCGCAGACGUGGUGCGACCGCCAACCGGCCCCGGGCCGCUCCUCCGACCCCGUCACCCCCGUCGGCGGGCCCUCCGUCUUGUCGCUGAGGCAGCCGCCCCCCGAAAGCCCCUUCCAUCAGACGUGCCCCGUGCACAGCCCCUUCAGGUACAGGCUGCUGCAGAACGGCGCGCAGUUGGAUUACCAUCAGCAUCACCAGGUGGAUUAA
This is a messenger RNA of Brassicogethes aeneus, 696 nucleotides long. NCBI's taxonomy places the organism in Eukaryota, Metazoa, Arthropoda, Insecta, Coleoptera, Nitidulidae. The record is from the annotation of a GenBank genome assembly.